AUGGCGGAAGACAACGAUGAAAUUAAUCGAGUUGUUUUGGAUAACUCUCCGGGAAAUUGCAUAAUGAAAGCCCCAGAUAUUCAAAACCAAAUUAUCAGUUCAUUUGCCCAUUUUGUCUCGAAGGCUAUUAUUUGUGACAUUGGUGAUGAUGUAUUUGCCUUACUAGUUGACGAGGCACGUGAUGUCUCCAUUAAGGAGCAAUGGCCGUUGCUUUACGUUAUGAAAUUUGGCUUGAGCUUGUCACGUGUGCGUGGCCAAGGUUAUGAUGGAGCUAGUAACAUGCAAGGAGAGUUUAAUGGUUUGAAGAGUUUAAUAUUGAAAGAAAACAAGUAUGCUUUUUAUGUCCAUUGUUUUGCUCAUCAACUUCAGUUGGCUCUUGUGGAAAUUACUGAGAAGAAUAAGCAACUAUGUGAGUUUUUUGGUUCUCUUGCAAUUGGUUUGAAUCAAGAAGCCACUUUAAAAAGGCCGGGAGAUACACAUUGGAAUUCAUAUUAUUUCACAAUCGUGAGUAUGAUUAAGUUGUUCUCGUCGGUGGUUGAUGUACUAGAGUAUUUGGCAAAUAAUGGUGAUGUUGUUGCUCAUUAUGGACAAGCCACAAUUCUUUUAAGAAGUAUUGAAUGUUUUGAGUUUGCCUUUGUUCUGCACUUAAUGAGAUCAGUCUUGGGAAUCACAAAUGAUUUAUCACAAGCAUUGCAGAAAAAAGCCCAAGACCUUGCUAAUGCCGAGAAACUUGUUACUUUUGCUAAAGAUCGACUACAAGAAUUGAGAGAAGAUGGGCGAAUUGUUGCAAGAAACUUCAGACUUUUGUGUUGA
Erythranthe guttata (spotted monkey flower) is the source of this 813-nucleotide messenger RNA. The record is from RefSeq and is a predicted model, not a curated record. Lineage: Eukaryota; Viridiplantae; Streptophyta; Magnoliopsida; Lamiales; Phrymaceae.